This is a messenger RNA of Sardina pilchardus (European sardine), 1179 nucleotides long. Its product is annotated as N-acetyllactosaminide beta-1,3-N-acetylglucosaminyltransferase 4-like. Gene Ontology annotation, cellular component: Golgi membrane. Gene Ontology annotation, molecular function: hexosyltransferase activity; UDP-glycosyltransferase activity. Bases 1 to 1179 code for a protein of 392 amino acids. The transcript has a single exon. Lineage: Eukaryota; Metazoa; Chordata; Actinopteri; Clupeiformes; Clupeidae. The record is from RefSeq and is a predicted model, not a curated record.
AUGCCAAGAGUUCGCUAUCGCCUGCUUUGGGCCUUAGUGGGCGUCCUCUGCUGGGUGAUGUUCAUGGUGGCGGAGAGGGCUUCUGACCAGGUCUCCCCGUGGACAAGAGCUGCACUACACCCCCCUCUCCCAUUCACCAGCCCCCCCGGAGACCCUAUUCAGGAGAAGAACUUCAUAUGGUCUGCUGAUGACAACGCUCCUCCACACCUUUCUCAGCAAGCUGCACUACACCCCCCUCUCCCAUUCACCAGCCCCCCCGGAGACCCUAUUCAGGAGGAGACCUACACAUGCUCUGCUGUUAAAAGCGUUCCUUCACACCUUUCUCAGCAAUUCCAGGUAUUCCUACGCUACAGGCAUUGCCGGGCAUUCCCAACCCUGCUGAGCCCUUCGCCUUGCGAGAAUGACCUCUAUCUGCUAUUGGCCGUCAAGUCCACAGCUGCACAGGUAGAGCGCCGUGAUGCUUUGCGGGAUACCUGGGGUCAAACAAGUCGAAUCCAGGGUCGCCGGGUUAAGCUGGUCUUCCUGUUAGCCCGUUCGGAUGACCAGGUUCACGGCCACAACAUCCAGACGCAGUUGGAGAGGGAGAACCAUCGCUAUGGCGACAUCUUGCAGUGGGAUUUCAUGGAUGUCUUCUUCAAUCUGACCCGGAAGGAGAUAGGAUUCCUCAGUUGGUUCUCGCGUGAAUGCAGAAGCGCGCAGUUCGCCUUCAAGGGUGAUGACGACGUGUUUGUGAACACAGAGAAUCUGGUCGAAUACCUGAAAGGCCACAAACCCGAGAAUCAUCUGUUUACUGGAUACAUCCACACGCAUGGGGGUCCCAGCCGAGACACAACCUCAAAGUACUUCAUCCCAGUAGAUAUAUAUCCAAAUGAGACCUAUCCACCCUUUCCGAGUGGUGGUGGAUAUCUGAUGUCGCGGCAGACCGUGUUGGAUCUGCACGUCACGGCUCAGCAGAUUACGCUCUAUCCCCUAGAUGAUGUCUUUGUGGCCUUUUGUCUGCAUAAAAUGGGCUUUACCCCCACACACCACGAUGGCUUUCUCACAUUCGGAUUCAGCCACGGCCAAAAUCACUAUAACCCCUGUGCUUAUCGUGACAUCAUGGUGCUGCACCGGAUGAGCUCACAACACCUGAGGACCAUGUGGCCAAAGAUAAAGACCUCGGUCUGCCCUGUGAGUUAA